UGGCCGCGUCGUUAUCGAGGAAACAGCGCAUAGCUUGCUGCGCGGGUCAACUUUUCGCAUCUCCCCUUCACUUCGCGAAGCUACCUUUUGUUUCCCUCAUCUGCUGACGUUGCUUUUCGGUUGUGGCUGGGAGGCGAAUGAGAUGACCUGCGGAACCAACGUGCUGCUGCUGCAUGGCGUCGUCCCGUCGCGGGCUGCCGGUGUGCCACGCGGGCGGCCUUCGGCGCUGCGUCCUGGCCGCGGUGCUGGCCAGCGGGUUCACGCUGGUCGUUUUCCAGCUCAACGUGGCCUCCAAGCAGGGCACGCCGCUGCCAUGGAUGUCGGCCAGCCAGGACGGGAACGGUACUGAGAGCAGGACGGAGCGAGCCCGCCGCAUCAUGGAGCGCCAGAUAUUCAGGGACAACGAGCGAGCCGGCCACCGACACGACGACCCGACCUCGUCGUGGUCACGCAACAAGUUGCCCUGGUUCUUCACCAACGGCACCGAAUGGCCUCGUCCGUCGAGCAGGCUGUCGAGGCUCCCGAAAGUGUGGCCCGACCCGCAGUCGCCGCACGACGACCGCAUCGUGUCGCAGCUAAUGUACCUGCCGCCCGGAUACAAGGCCCAGCCCAAGAGCGUCAACACGACUUAUAUACCGGACAAUAAGGAGCUGGAUCAGAUCCAUAAUGACCCGUCCAUGAAGACCAUUCUUCUGGACGGCAGCUGGUACGACUUCCUGAGUGGUCAGACGCUGUUCCUGCGUGACCGGUGUCCCGUGGACAAGUGCCGCGUCUACCAGAAGAGGACCUCCCAAGGCGACGCCGCGACGGCGGACGCCAUCAUAUUCAAGGACAGCUUCGGCGUGGGACCCGAGACGAGCAAAGGGAACCAGGUGUGGAUACUGUACCUGCUCGAGAAUCCCCUGCACUCGUACGUCGCGCAGGAAUCGAGCGGCAUCGACUGGACGGCCACCUACAGGAAGGACUCGGAUAUUGUGACGCCCUACGAAAAGUUCGUGCUCUUCGACCCGUUGGUGAAGACGAUAAAGCGCGACUACGACUACGCCCAGAACAAAACCAAGAUGGUCGCCUGGUUCGUCUCCAACUGCGCGGCGGCCAACGGGCGCUUGGAGUACGCGCAGAAACUGGGCCAGUACAUACAGGUGGACAUCUACGGCUUGUGCGGGCCCCUCUCGUGUCCGCGAGACCAGAGCGAGAGGUGCUACCAGAUGCUGGACAUGGAGUACUUAUUCUACCUGUCAUUCGAGAACGCCAACUGCAAGGACUACAUCACCGAGAAAUUCUUCAACGCUCUGCGGCACAACGUGGUCCCCGUGGUGAUGGGCGCUUCCCGCGAGGAGUACCUGGCCGCGGCUCCGUACCACUCGUACAUCCACGUGGACGACUUCGCGUCGCCCAAGGAGCUGGCCGAGUACCUGCACCUGCUCAGCCGCAACCGGACGCUGUACAACCAGUACUUCGAGUGGAAGGGCACCGGGGAGUUCGUCAACACGUACUUCUGGUGCCGCCUGUGCGCAAUGCUGCACGCGCCGCCAGCCCCGGCGAAGCGGCGCACGCAAAGCGUUCGCGACUGGUGGCGAAAGGAUGCGUGCGCGAACGAGCGAGAGUGAACGAUGCACCCUAAGCCGGGCUUCACUACAGGCUCGACGCGCAUUUUCACAGGACAUUACAGACACUUGGCAGGGGGACUCAUCCGUUCGGGCCAUUCCCCAACCGUCCAUCUCUGUUCUCGCGACUCGUUGGUGCGUGCCAUGCAGAGACUAAAACUGUACUUGAAACUGUGUGCAGCAGCCAAGCGGUGCAUGGGGUUUGCUACAUUUUCGUUGUCUCUUGUCGAUAUGUCGCGUUGUCCGUGCCUCGAUCCCACCCCCUUUACUCCUUCCUUCUUUCUUUCUCAAAGUCGUACCAAGUCAAGCUGUGCCACUCUGCGCAGCGCAACAGAAAGCGCAGAAAAAGAACAGCGUAGAACAACAAGCAGAACGACACAGAGCGGCGAAGCAGCUCACGCGCCCGAUCUGCUUGCUGGCCCGAUGUCUGUCACUGUAUUUGCGUUCACAUGUUUUCGCAUUUGUUAUUCCCGCUUCGGUGAAUUUGUUACCAUCUGUUUGUUUGUUUAAUGUUACAACAUGUCUUCGUGCUUGUUGGAGUGUCAUUUCAGUCUUUCAGGAGGGAGAGUGUGACAGUACUUCAUCAUAUCGAUGCGCGCGUAUUAGCGAAUUUUGGUGUACGCACCAAUGAAUGCGCAACACAGGCGUCGCUAAUCAUUUCUGGCUAUUUAUACCCCGUUGUUCAUUUCCGUCGUGUCGCGACGGCAGAAGAUGCACAUGGUAGGUGCAAUUUGUGAAUAAAUUUUAUCAAAGUUAUCGUUA
Dermacentor andersoni is the source of this 2369-nucleotide messenger RNA. Its product is annotated as glycoprotein 3-alpha-L-fucosyltransferase A-like. Gene Ontology annotation, cellular component: membrane. The record is from RefSeq and is a predicted model, not a curated record. Gene Ontology annotation, molecular function: fucosyltransferase activity. Lineage: Eukaryota; Metazoa; Arthropoda; Arachnida; Ixodida; Ixodidae.